Erythranthe guttata (spotted monkey flower) is the source of this 2597-nucleotide messenger RNA. RefSeq lists its product as uncharacterized. Gene Ontology annotation, molecular function: protein serine/threonine kinase activity; ATP binding. Gene Ontology annotation, biological process: protein phosphorylation. Lineage: Eukaryota; Viridiplantae; Streptophyta; Magnoliopsida; Lamiales; Phrymaceae. The record is from RefSeq and is a predicted model, not a curated record.
UUAAAUACCCCAUAAUUAUAUUGUAGUAAUGUAAUCCAACUGCAUCACCAAACUUUAUUCUUCACAGUUGUUAUUGAAGAAGGCAUUAUUAAUUAGUCAACUCCAGACAGAAUUUUGACCCACUAAACCCAAUUAUAGAAUCAAUACAAAUAUUUAAUCCAUAUGCUAUUUAAUUAUUUUUUAAAGUACAAAUAUAAAUUACAAAAAAUAUAUAUUUAAUUGAUUUUUUUUUGUUUUAUAAGAGAGAGAAGUUAUAAAUAGUGGAGAAAACGUUAGAUCAUGCGAAGGUGACCUUUGUUCCCCCAAACCAGCGAAAAUGGCGGAUUAAUAAAUUAAUCUUUAUAUAUACAGAGAAUCAUUUACAUUCAACCGAUCAAUCUUCUAUAAUAUAUUUUUGUAUGUAUAUAUACGUGCACGGUUGUAUUUCGCGGAUCGGUUUUAUCUCUCCAUCUCUUAAGAUUUGGCGGGUUGGGUGAAUUCUUCAGAACUUUCCCAAUUUGGAGAAUCAAGGUUUUGUAUUUUGGGGAUGAUAUGAAUGGUGUCCGUUUAUGAUGACAGCCAUGGGAGGGAAGCUGUGUGCAAAUUACCUCUUAACUUGAGGAGAAUCAAUUAAUGGAUUCAGCGAGGAGUUGGUUCCAGAAAUUUCAACCACGAGAUCGAUUGAGGUCAUCGACUAGAAAGAAGGAUUCAAUGGGCAGUGGAAGAGAAGAACCAAAAGCACUUUCGAGUGAGGAAGCUUCAAACCUCACAAAACAGAGGGUUGCUGCUGCAAAGCAAUACAUUGAAAAUCAUUACAAGGAGCAGAUGAGAAAUCUUCAGGAAAGGAGAGAGCGGCGAAAUUUACUUGAAAAGAAGCUAGCUGAUGCUGAUGUAUCUGAGGAAGAUCAAAAUAACCUAUUAAAAUUCUUAGAGAAGAAGGAAACUGAAUAUAUGCGCCUUCAGAGGCAUAAGAUGGGCGCAGAUGAUUUUGAGUUACUGACAAUGAUUGGGAAGGGUGCUUUUGGGGAGGUUAGAGUCUGCAGGGAGAAAAAUACCGGUUCCGUAUAUGCAAUGAAAAAGCUUAAGAAAUCGGAAAUGCUUCGUAGAGGCCAGGUUGAGCAUGUGAAAGCUGAAAGGAAUCUGCUAGCGGAGGUGGACAGUAAUUGCAUUGUCAAACUGUAUUGCUCUUUCCAAGAUGAGGAAUAUUUGUAUCUUGUCAUGGAAUAUCUUCCAGGUGGAGAUAUGAUGACUUUAUUAAUGAGAAAAGAUACCUUGACUGAAGACGAGGCCAGAUUUUACGUAGCAGAGACAGUUUUGGCUAUAGAAUCUAUCCAUAAACACAAUUAUAUACAUAGAGAUAUCAAGCCUGACAACUUACUACUUGAUAGACAUGGUCAUUUAAGAUUAUCAGAUUUUGGUCUGUGCAAGCCUCUAGACUGUAGUACUAUACAAGAAGACUUUUCAGUUGGAGACAGCUUUAAUGGAACUUCAAGAAGUGAUGAUCGCUCAGCUCCGAAACGCUCACAACAAGAACAAUUGCAACAUUGGCAGAAAAAUAGGAGAAUGCUUGCAUAUUCAACUGUCGGUACACCCGAUUAUAUUGCUCCUGAAGUUCUGCUAAAGAAGGGUUAUGGGAUGGAAUGUGAUUGGUGGUCCCUUGGUGCUAUCAUGUUCGAAAUGCUUGUGGGUUAUCCACCCUUCUAUUCUGAUGAUCCUAUGUCAACAUGUAGGAAGAUAGUCAACUGGAGAACACAUUUAAAAUUUCCCGAGGAAGCCAAACUGUCUUUGGAAGCAAAAGACCUUAUAAGCAAACUACUUUGUAGUGUCAACCAGCGGCUUGGUUCGAAGGGGGCGGGUGAAAUAAAGGCCCAUCCUUGGUUCAAUGGAGUUGACUGGGACAACAUAUACCAUAUGGACGCUGCAUUUAUUCCUGAAGUUAAAGACGAGUUGGAUACCCAAAAUUUUGAGAAGUUCGAAGAGUCUGAGCACCACCAUGCUCAAACUUCAUCAAAGUCUGGUCCAUGGAGAAAGAUGCUUUCAUCCAAGGACAUCAACUUUGUCGGUUACACAUAUAAGAACUUUGAAAUUGUUAAUGACUACCAAGUUCCUGGAAUGGCUGAACUAAAGAAGAAAACUACCAAGUCAAAGAGGCCAACAAUCAAAUCACUUUUUGAGGACGAGUCAGAAUCAUCUGAGACAGGCGAUCAAUAAAUCUCUGUGAAUGCUUUAUGUAUUUAUAUUUUGCCUUUCAACAACGAAAGUUUCCGAAAAAUGACAUUGACAAAACAGAGUAAUACUGCUAAUCUCUCCUGUUCCUCAACAAAUGCUCCGGGAUAAAUGAUGGGUUAGCUCUCUUUCGUCGCUCAAAUUCGGAUGCUUCGAUUCUGUAGAACAUACUUGUACCUAAUUUGCUUCAAAAAAAAAACCUCAGUGCCUUGCCGUUUUCUUUCUAACCAUACCAAAAGCUGUUCAUCGACAGAUCCAUCUGUUCGUAAUUAUUAUUUUAUUUUAUUUUUUUAUUUUUUUAUUUUUUUGUAAUCGUGUUUUAAAACCACAGAGUAUUGUACGAAAGCGAAAUACGCAACCGAUUUAUAAUUUGAAAAUUCUGUACAAGUGAA